This is a messenger RNA of Homo sapiens (human), 10796 nucleotides long. RefSeq names its product formin homology 2 domain containing 3 (gene FHOD3). Lineage: Eukaryota; Metazoa; Chordata; Mammalia; Primates; Hominidae. Bases 124 to 4947 code for a protein of 1607 amino acids. The transcript has 29 exons. Gene Ontology annotation, cellular component: cytoskeleton; Z disc. The record is from RefSeq and is a predicted model, not a curated record.
GAGCCUGCGAGUCCGCGAGCCAGCGAGCUGCGGCUGCGGCCUCCCCUGCGCGCAGCUACCCGGGCGUCCCGGCCCGCGGCCCCGCUAACCCCGGGGCCCGCGCCCCCGCGGCAGGGAUGCAUCAUGGCCACGCUGGCUUGCCGGGUGCAGUUCUUGGACGACACGGACCCUUUCAACAGCACCAACUUCCCCGAGCCCAGCCGGCCGCCGCUGUUCACGUUCCGCGAGGACCUCGCGCUCGGCACCCAGCUGGCGGGGGUCCAUAGGCUGCUGCAGGCGCCGCACAAGCUGGAUGACUGUACUCUGCAGCUCUCUCACAAUGGCGCCUACCUGGAUUUGGAGGCCACCCUGGCAGAGCAGCGGGAUGAGUUGGAAGGCUUCCAGGAUGACGCCGGGCGGGGCAAGAAGCACAGCAUCAUCCUAAGGACGCAGCUGUCUGUGAGGGUCCAUGCCUGCAUCGAAAAACUAUACAACUCCAGCGGACGAGAUUUGAGAAGGGCCCUCUUCUCCCUGAAGCAGAUAUUUCAGGAUGACAAGGAUUUGGUGCAUGAAUUUGUAGUGGCUGAAGGUCUGACAUGUUUGAUCAAGGUGGGAGCUGAGGCUGAUCAGAACUAUCAGAACUACAUCUUAAGGGCUUUGGGCCAGAUUAUGUUGUAUGUGGAUGGAAUGAAUGGAGUAAUAAACCGCAAUGAAACCAUUCAGUGGCUGUACACUCUCAUUGGGUCAAAGUUCCGCCUGGUGGUGAAGACAGCCCUGAAGCUGCUGCUCGUCUUUGUAGAGUACUCGGAGUCCAACGCACCUCUCCUAAUUCAGGCUGUCACUGCUGUUGACACGAAAAGAGGGGUCAAACCUUGGUCAAAUAUCAUGGAAAUCCUGGAGGAAAAAGAUGGAGUUGAUACGGAGCUACUGGUUUAUGCAAUGACUUUGGUGAACAAGACGUUAUCAGGACUACCAGACCAAGACACCUUCUACGACGUCGUGGACUGCCUGGAGGAGCUGGGCAUUGCUGCUGUGUCCCAGAGGCACUUGAACAAGAAAGGGACUGACCUGGACUUAGUGGAGCAACUCAACAUUUAUGAGGUGGCGCUCAGGCACGAGGAUGGCGAUGAGACCACGGAGCCACCCCCCAGUGGGUGCCGGGACCGGAGGAGGGCCAGCGUGUGUUCCAGUGGCGGAGGCGAGCACCGGGGCCUGGACCGCAGAAGGAGCCGCAGGCACUCGGUGCAGAGCAUCAAGAGCACCCUGUCGGCCCCCACCAGUCCCUGCUCCCAGUCAGCUCCCAGCUUCAAGCCCAACCAAGUGCGAGAUCUGCGUGAAAAGGAGGAGGAGGAGGAAGAGGAGCAGCCAAUCACGGAGCCCAGUUCCGAAGAAGAGAGAGAGGAUGAUGCUUCCUGUCAGGGCAAGGACAGCAAGGUCGGCGCUGCCUCAGGGCAGAGCCCCACUGGAAGGGAUGCUGCUCCCAAGAGCUCUGCCCUCCCUGCUGUCUCGAAUGCCAGCUCGCAGGGAAAGCCGCUUCUGGUUGGCACUGCAGGCGGGACCACCUGGCACAGUGGGUCCUCUGGGUCUGAGGCCACCCCAUCUGCCCUCCUGUCACCCCCUGCCUCAGCUGCUCGGCCCUCCUCCGCCACACCAGGCUCCCUGAAGGUGUCACCGACCAUAGACAAGCUGCCCUACGUGCCCCACAGCCCCUUCCACCUCUUCUCCUAUGACUUUGAGGACUCCUCCCUGUCCACCAAGGAGAAGGAAGCAGAGUCCCAGAAGGAAAACAGUUCCUCUGAUUCUUUCUCUUUGAGCACAUAUUCUGCCUCUGAGCCUUACCACUUCCGAUCUUUCUCUUCUAAUAGAUACAGCAAUUUUGGCAAUAACUCUUAUCACUCCUCAAGACCCUCAUCUGGAUCCAGUGUGCCCACCACCCCCACAUCAUCCGUCUCACCCCCACAGGAGGCCAGGUUGGAAAGACAAAAAUCUGAAACAAGAAGACCCGAGGCAUUCAGUGAUUUUCCCCAAGCAUUGCCUAGGUCAUCACCGAGUGGUCUUCUCACAUCAUCCUUCAGGCAGCACCAAGAGUCACUGGCAGCAGAGAGAGAGAGGCGGCGGCAGGAGAGAGAAGAAAGGUUGCAGAGAAUAGAGCGGGAAGAAAGAAACAAAUUCAGCCGAGAUUAUUUAGACAAAAGAGAGGAGCAAAGGCAAGCAAGAGAAGAAAGAUACAAAUACUUGGAACAGUUGGCAGCUGAGGAGCACGAGAAGGAGCUGAGAAGCCGGAGUGUGAGCCGGGGCAGAGCCGACCUCUCCUUGGACCUGACCUCGCCAGCAGCCCCAGCCUGCCUGGCUCCUCUGAGCCAUAGCCCCUCAUCUUCAGACUCUCAAGAGGCUCUCACGGUGUCUGCCUCCUCCCCAGGAACCCCUCACCAUCCCCAAGCAAGUGCCGGGGAUCCUGAACCCGAAUCAGAGGCAGAACCGGAAGCAGAGGCAGGGGCGGGGCAGGUUGCUGAUGAAGCUGGCCAGGACAUAGCCUCUGCCCACGAGGGUGCAGAGACUGAAGUGGAGCAGGCACUAGAGCAAGAGCCGGAAGAAAGAGCCUCCCUCAGUGAAAAAGAGAGGCAGAACGAGGGGGUGAACGAGAGGGACAACUGCUCUGCCUCCAGCGUCUCGUCCUCCAGCAGCACGUUGGAGAGGGAGGAGAAGGAGGACAAGCUCUCCAGGGACAGGACAACUGGUUUGUGGCCCGCAGGUGUCCAGGAUGCAGGUGUAAAUGGACAGUGUGGCGACAUCCUCACCAACAAACGGUUCAUGCUUGACAUGCUGUAUGCCCAUAACAGGAAGUCUCCGGAUGAUGAGGAGAAGGGGGAUGGGGAGGCUGGGAGGACCCAGCAGGAGGCAGAGGCGGUAGCCAGCCUUGCUACCAGGAUAUCCACCCUGCAGGCCAACUCUCAGACCCAGGAUGAGAGUGUCAGGAGGGUGGAUGUCGGCUGUUUGGACAAUCGGGGCAGUGUGAAAGCAUUUGCUGAGAAAUUCAACAGUGGGGACCUGGGGAGAGGUUCCAUCUCCCCUGAUGCUGAGCCCAAUGACAAGGUCCCAGAAACAGCGCCGGUGCAGCCGAAGACAGAGUCUGAUUACAUCUGGGACCAGCUCAUGGCCAAUCCAAGAGAGCUCAGAAUCCAAGACAUGGAUUUCACUGACCUGGGGGAGGAGGAUGACAUUGAUGUCCUAGAUGUGGACCUGGGUCACAGGGAGGCCCCUGGGCCACCUCCCCCACCCCCACCCACCUUUCUGGGUUUGCCGCCCCCACCCCCUCCGCCCCUGUUGGACAGCAUUCCUCCCCCUCCUGUCCCUGGUAAUUUAUUGGUUCCUCCUCCUCCAGUGUUCAACGCUCCUCAGGGCUUAGGGUGGUCCCAGGUACCCAGGGGUCAGCCCACAUUCACUAAGAAAAAGAAGACCAUCCGUUUGUUCUGGAAUGAAGUUCGGCCUUUUGACUGGCCAUGUAAAAACAACCGACGCUGCAGAGAAUUCCUGUGGUCAAAACUGGAACCCAUUAAGGUGGACACUUCCAGACUGGAGCACCUGUUUGAGUCUAAAUCCAAGGAACUGUCUGUCUCAAAGAAAACUGCUGCAGAUGGAAAAAGGCAAGAGAUCAUUGUUCUGGAUUCCAAGAGGAGUAACGCCAUCAAUAUUGGUCUGACGGUGCUGCCCCCUCCAAGGACGAUUAAGAUCGCCAUUUUGAAUUUUGAUGAGUAUGCCUUAAACAAAGAAGGAAUCGAGAAAAUUCUAACGAUGAUUCCCACCGAUGAGGAGAAGCAGAAAAUCCAGGAAGCUCAGCUGGCCAACCCUGAAAUCCCCCUGGGCAGUGCAGAGCAGUUCCUCCUCACCCUGUCCUCCAUCAGCGAGCUCUCUGCACGACUUCACCUCUGGGCAUUCAAAAUGGAUUAUGAAACUACAGAAAAGGAAGUAGCAGAACCACUCCUGGACCUGAAGGAAGGAAUAGACCAGUUGGAGAACAAUAAAACCUUGGGCUUUAUCCUGUCUACUCUCUUAGCCAUUGGGAACUUUCUAAAUGGAACUAAUGCCAAAGCGUUUGAGUUAAGCUACCUCGAGAAGGUUCCAGAAGUCAAAGACACAGUGCACAAGCAGUCGCUUCUCCACCAUGUGUGCACCAUGGUGGUAGAAAACUUCCCAGACAGCUCCGAUCUGUACUCGGAGAUCGGGGCCAUCACCAGGUCAGCCAAGGUUGACUUUGAUCAACUUCAGGAUAAUUUAUGUCAGAUGGAGAGAAGAUGCAAAGCUUCAUGGGAUCACCUCAAGGCAAUUGCAAAACAUGAAAUGAAACCAGUUUUAAAACAACGGAUGUCAGAGUUCCUGAAAGACUGUGCAGAGCGAAUUAUAAUUUUAAAGAUUGUCCAUAGAAGGAUAAUCAACAGAUUCCACUCCUUUUUACUCUUUAUGGGCCAUCCACCUUAUGCAAUUCGGGAAGUGAACAUAAACAAAUUCUGCAGGAUUAUUAGUGAAUUUGCACUAGAGUAUCGCACAACCAGGGAAAGGGUUUUGCAGCAGAAACAGAAACGGGCCAACCACAGAGAGAGAAAUAAGACCAGAGGGAAGAUGAUCACCGAUUCUGGCAAGUUCUCCGGCAGUUCUCCGGCGCCCCCAAGCCAGCCGCAGGGUCUGAGCUAUGCGGAGGACGCGGCUGAGCACGAGAACAUGAAGGCUGUGCUGAAAACCUCGUCCCCCUCCGUGGAGGACGCCACCCCCGCGCUGGGCGUCCGCACACGCAGCCGAGCAAGCCGAGGAUCCACUAGUUCCUGGACUAUGGGAACUGAUGACUCGCCCAAUGUCACAGAUGAUGCAGCUGAUGAGAUCAUGGACCGCAUCGUCAAGUCAGCCACCCAAGUGCCCAGUCAGCGAGUGGUGCCGAGGGAGAGGAAACGAUCCCGGGCCAACCGGAAAUCUUGAACCAAAAAGAGUCUUCAGGAGUACUGGAUGCUAAUGUAGCCACAGGUAUAGUAGGAGGGCAUGGGCUGGGCUCUGCAAGGCCAAGGAAGCCACAGCCAGACCAGUGAUGGCAGAAAGCGCCUAAUGCCAUGAGUAUUUCUGAGUGCUGUCUCAGCCUCAGUGAACUUCAUCUUGGGUUAGAUGGAACUAGGAGACUUCAACCUUGUCACCACAGACUGUCACUGUCCUGAAAACCCCGCCUUUUCCUGCAUCUCAGAUGACAGUGAUUUAAGUGAGGGGCCCCAAACCUGGACAUCUGAUUACCCAGGGAAGGUUCAAAUGCAGUGCCUGAGCCUCUCCCCAAGACUCUUGCUCAGUGUGUCUGGGGUGAGUCCAAGAAAUUGAAUUUCAGUCAACUAGAUUUGGGAAUGUCUGCUUUUUGUUGUUGUUCUGGGUUUUAUCGCUUCAACGUUUUAUUCUGAAAAAAUAUAAGACUUACAGAAAAGUUGCAAAAAUAGUAGGACAAUUUAGCAAAACCAGGAAAUUCAAACUGGUACAGUACUAUUAACCGAACUGUAGGCUUUAUUCAGAUUUCACCAGUUUUGCCACGAAGGUCCUAUUUUUGCUCUACGAUCCUACCCAGGAUUCCAGAUUGCAUUUAGCCCUCAUGUCUGCUUAGUCUCCUCUAAUCUGUGAGGACACUUUGUGACCUUGGUAUUUUUGAAAAUUACCGGCCAGUUAUUUUGUAGAACAUCCUUCCAUUUGGGAAGGCUGUGCAUAUAAUGGACAGGAUUUUAUGUGGAAAAAAAGGAAGUCCUAGGGAGCACAUCUGGCCCUGCCGUUUUACGUCCACUCAGAACAAGGAGGGCGUGAAUGGACGGUGUUGAACAGUGGCCAAGCCCGGGACCUCCCAGCCACAAGACAUGGACAUUUAAGGCAUCUUGAAGUUCUGAUGUUAGUCAACUAGACUCCUAGACACAUUGCUCCCAGUACACCUGGUAGAAAAUCUUUGGGAUCUUUGGGAUUAAAAAACCAAAAAACGAUUUUCAAAUUACACUUGAUAAUUAUGUGCAAAAAAACCCCGAAAUAACAUCUCUCAGUGCUGCAAAGGUGAAAGCGCACAGAUGGAUUUCUGUCACCUGAAAGUAAAGUUGGGUCGAUUUCCUGUUGAUGUGAAAGAUGGUCAGGAACUGUCCUGCCAAGCAUCGGCAGGGCACAGCUGUUUCCAGUGUGGACUGUGAUCCAAAGUCGGCUCAAACCCUUCUCUACCACUAAGUGUGAGCCCUGGGCCAGUGACCAGGUUCUCUGGUCCGGGUUUGCUCACUUAUUGAAGAUAUAACAAGAGUUCCCAUCUCACAGUGUUUCCAUAAAGAUUAAGUGAAACAACCCAUGUAAACACUCAGUAAAUGGUGGCUGCCAUUGCCAUUGUUCUCGGAUGCGACUCAUCUUAGUAGAGUCACCUGUGAGCCCUUUGUGGGAAUUUUUAAUGUUUUCAUUUCUAGGGAGGAAGAAAAAGAACUUGGGUGUUUUUCCUGAGUCCCCAGACAGUCCUGUGCUGCAUGCUGGCAGCAGAGGCACCCCACAUCAGAUUCUUCCACCAUCACUUUGACACCGUGAGAACUGUCACCAGGGCCUGGGGUGCAGUGUGGCUGCUGGUGCCUUCAGAGUGACCCAUGCCAUCUAUGGCAGAGUUGCAAGGCAGACAGGGAUAAACAUUUCCAGUCUGUUCUCUGUUAUGAGCUUUGAGGGGAGGCCGUCCCGUGGGAAAGGCUGGAGAGCAGCUUUGAUUCAGCUGGAGCAUUUGAGUGGGAAGUGGAAAUGAGGAGUCGGGAGAGGCCCAGGUGUCAUCCGCAGCCAGCCGACCUUGCCACAGUGCUGGAGAAGCCUCUCUACUGGGUGGCAGAGUUGUUUCUGCUGUGGAAGUUUGCUGUGUACCAUUUCAUACCCUGCCAGCACCUGUUUGCUGGCCCCCUUGUUUUGUUCUCUUAUGUCCCCAGCCUUUUUUUUUUUUUUGCUUUCUGGAAACUUUCUGAGAGCCAGCUCCCUGGCUGGACCCCAUCUGCUGCCCUGAGUGUUUCUCCCCACACUGUGUCCCCAUCAGGCCCCUGCCUUUCUCCCCAGAGGCUCCCAUCGCAGAGGCUCAGGGUGUACAUGUACAUGAUGUUUGAUGAAUGGCAAAGAAACUGACCAGCAGACAGAUGGUUGACCAAACACCCAAAGGGGCUCUUGUCGCGUGUGACUUGAAUUGGGUGUAAGACUGAUUUUAGCUGAUUACUUUCAUUUCACGUGGUCUUUCAAGUGGUGAGGUGAAUUAACUUUGGCUAACAAAGGGAAGGUUUCAGAUUCUCAGGUAUUUUUCAUUACACCAAGGGGAUAACAUAUAUCUAAGAGAAUUUUUUUCAAAUUGCCAUGGAGGUCCACAGAAAGUAGAAUUUCAUAAAUGGGGAAGACUUUUCCAUGAAUACUCGCUUUUCAGGGAUACAUCUGGCAAGCUAAGGGAAUGAAGCCUAUGUUGGCUUUUCCCUCACAGCAGAGGACACAUGAGCCCAGACCAGAGGGUGAAGCAGCAUCCCAAGGGGUCUGGAAUAUCCAAACCAUGAGUAGACCCACGAGGGAGAGGGCACAGGCUCUGUGCUGUCAGGUAGCAAGACCCAUAAAGGUACCUUUAGUUCUGUUCUCUGAGCCUGUCCCAGAUAGGCUGGCUCAAUGUCCGAAGCUAUUAAAAGAUUGUUACAUGAGCUGUAAGGUGACCGGGCCCUUAUUCGAGUAUUAAUAUUUAUAUCAACUGAACUGAGCAGUUACAGGACUAAAGCAAAUGUGCAAACAGAAUUGUUAAGCAUCUUUAAAUACCUUCAUGGGUAAAAUAUCUGUGGGGUCUUCUGUAGUCAUUCAGCCACAAUAUAUACCUAAAUGGACAAAGAUUCAUAGACUGAUGUCCACACCACCUUCUGUGGCUGGUGAAAUUUUAAGAUGCCCAGCUAGUGCAGCAUGAACUACUUCUUCUUCUUUUUCUUUUUUUUUUUUUUUUUUUUUUGAGAUGGGGCCUCGCUCUGUCACCCAGGCUGGAGUGCAGUGGCACCAUCUCGGCUCACCGCAACCUCCGCCUCCCAGGUUCAAGCAAUUCUCUGCAUCAGCUUCCCGAGUAGCUGGGACUACAGAUGUGUGCCACCAUGUCUGGCUAAUUUUUGUAUUUUUAGUAGAGAUGGAGUUUCACCAUGUUGGUCUCAAGCUGCUGACCUCAAGUGAUCCACCUGCCUCAGCCUCCCAAAGUGCUGGGAUUACAGGUGUGAGCCACUGUGCCCGGCCAGCAUGGACUUUUUAAGGAAGUAUUUUGUAUCUUGGUUAAGAAGUUGCAGCAAGAGGUCUUUCUUGUCAAGAGAGAUAUUUUAUCUUAUUUACUGUUGUUAAAAUUAUCUUUCUUUAACAAACACUCUAAGGAGUCUUUAAAGAACAUAAAAGGUUAUUACAAACUAGUAUUUUUAUUGCUGCCCCAUAGAACAAAUUCUGUUGCUCAGUUGAAUGUAAUCUGUCUCCAGCUGAGACUUAGGAGCCAAACAUUUUGUCUUGUUGAGCCAAACAUUCAGUCUGGAGGCCAAGGGAUCAGGGGUGGGGGAAAGAGGAGCUAGUGCAAGAACAGCUACAGAUAGAUUGCUUCAGGGCCCAAAGGUAGGCUUGGAAAUACAGUAGUUGCAGUAACACGAUUUGAGAGAACCCCUCACCACAUAUCCCAUGUCUCUCUAAAAACCCAUACUUGAUGUCUGUGUUUUGAUUCUUUGAGUUAAAUGCUGAGCACACAAUGGGUUCUCAAUAAAUCAUUUGUUGGUUGACCAAUUGAUGGAUAUUAUGUUGACCCCUGUUCCAAGUGCUGAUUCCUGGAAGAGAAGGAGCCCUUUAUUUUCAUAAUAGGUAUUAGUCCCCAUUGAUUCUGCCAUGGACAUAGGUCUUUCAGAUCUUUUGUCCACAGGCUGAGUGAGCUUAUAUUUAGGGGAUGAUGGGAAGGCAUAGACCAUGGGGUGUGGCCUGCAGAUGCAUGAGGUGGGCCCUGGCCUCUGGGGAGUAGAUGAGGGGAGUUGGCAAAGGAACUGGGGAGACAUUAAGGUGAGCUUACUUUCUCUGAACUUUGAUCAACAGCCUGCCCUGGUCAUCUCAGGAACUCUGGCUGAUUUAGGGAUUUAGGGUGAAGGCAGAUCCAUAACGUUUCUCUUCUGAAAAUGAAUACCCCAAACUCUGUGCGAACUUUAAAGAAAUACACAGUGGGUCAAAUACAAUUUGUAAAUUAAGGAAAAUGUAAUUAGCCACCCUUUCAAAUGAAGACUUGUCUUGGGUGAGGCAGCUACCUCCUCAUUCACCCUUAUCCAGCCUUUAUUUUGAUGUUGAAAUUGAAAUACUAAACAAUGGGAAUACCAUCAUGCCAAGCUAAACACAAGCCAAUUCUAAGUCAGUUAAAUAUGAGCAUCCCUCCAGUUGCCAACUGCAACCCCCCAGUGAGAGUGGUCAUUGGCCAUUCUUGAGUCUUGUGUGUUCCAUAGAAAACAGCCACCAAUUCCAGCCAGAAUAAGUUUGGCAGUUUGCUCCUUAGCCUCCAUUCCUCGAGGAGCCACUGGUUAUUUUAAUUAUUGUCUCUAGAGGCCUUUUAGUGAGUUGAGGCUAAGACCCACAGUACUCAUGGAGAGAUUUGUCCUCACUGCUGCCCCUUGCCCUGGCUUCAUGCACUUGCUCUGUGGGUCUUGAGCAUGUCCCCAGCUAUUGUUGGUCGUCUGUUGGAUUUGUGAGGUUGUUGGGUCUUGUGGAACCCCUCGCUGUGCACUGGUUGCCUCACCUCAUUUGUAUUAGUGGAGCUUGCAUUUUCCCCUGCUCUGGAAUCACCUUCCCAGCUCUGAUACACUCCUCAUACUGGGUAGAUGCUGAGGUCUCUCCUGCCCUCUGCACUUCUGCAGUUCACCCCCUUCUCAGAAGCCUCGUGAGGGUGAGCCUCUCCUCCUUUCUCUCCUCUUUAUAAGUGCCCGCAUCACUCCUCUCGGCCCUCCAAAUCAGCACCUGUGGCAUUGUUAGGCCAGCCUGUGUAGCCCCAAACUUUUGUCCUGGCAGACAGACUGCAGGGCACUUCAGCAAGAGCAGGAAGGUACAGAGUGUGAACCCUCUGGCUUCUCUGGAAGUCCCUGGGGAGAAGGGGGGACUGGAGUCUUGACUGCCCUGUGCCUUGCUGCUCAUACUUCCUUUUCUUCUCAUCCCUUUGGGUGUGACCUGCACCACCACUGCAGUGCGAAGAACCCUGAAGAGCGGCCUGACCCCAGAAGAAGCCAGAGCCCUGGGCUUGGUUGGCACCUCGGAGUUGCAGCUGUGACACUCAUAGGUUACUCCCAGGAGUGUGCUGAGCAGAAGGCAAGCUCUUGCUGGAUGAAACCCCUCCAGGUGGGGUUGGGGAGACUUGAUAUUCACAUCCAACAGUUUGAAAAGGGAGAGCUCAAUUCCCAGCGUCACCCCAUGGCUUGUGUUGCCUGCUACGCAUUGACUUGGAUCUCCAGGAGUCCCCUGCACAUACCUUCUCCAUCGUGUCAGCUGUGUUUCUCUUGAUUCCGUGACACCCGGUUUAUUAGUUCAAAAGUGUGACACCUUUUCUGGGCAAGGAACAGCCCCUUUAAGGAGCAAAUCACUUCUGUCACAGUUAUUAUGGUAAUAUGAGGCAAUCUGAUUAGCUUCACAGACUGAGUCUCCACAACACCAAAAUAUCCAGAUGUAAACCCCAAACUUGUACACAAAAGAAAGCACAGAUUGUUUACCUGUUGUGGAUUUUAGAUGUAACAAAUGUUUAUACAAAUACAUACAUGUACACCAUGUUUCAAAUACUAAAUAAAUAGAGUUUAAUGCCA